Pectinophora gossypiella (pink bollworm) is the source of this 10363-nucleotide messenger RNA. It is a transcript of the gene ed, whose product is annotated as hemicentin-2. Gene Ontology annotation, molecular function: cell adhesion molecule binding. The transcript is spliced from 11 exons. Gene Ontology annotation, biological process: cell-cell adhesion. Lineage: Eukaryota; Metazoa; Arthropoda; Insecta; Lepidoptera; Gelechiidae. The coding region runs from base 307 to 4020 and encodes 1237 amino acids. The record is from RefSeq and is a predicted model, not a curated record. Gene Ontology annotation, cellular component: cell-cell junction.
GUUGCGUCGACCGUUGCUCGCGUGUGACGUAUGUCGCUUCGCUGCCGAAAUUUCGCGCUAAAGUUUACACUUGAGGAUCUGAAAAUGAGAUAAAUAGAAAAUUUCUGAAGUGUUACUAGUGCCAUAUAGUGGAUGUUUGGUGACUUAAGAAACAAUACAGUGAUAGUUUUAGUGUUGUAUUGUUUAUUAUUGUGCUAAGAAUGUACGACAGUUAAGUUGGAGUUAAGCGUUUUAAAAAAAUGUGUUGUGAGGUGGGCGCGUAGGAUUGUUUGACAGUGCUAAUUGUAGAAAGUUUGCGCAGCCAUCAUGAGGACCGAUCGGCUGCUUUCACCGUUUACUCUGCUGCUGUUCAUUUGUACAGUCGGAUGCGAGGAUGUGGGCAUACCAGGACUUCAUGACGCGCGAGAAGGUGACGACGUGACGUUGUUAUGUCGGUUCGACCCCGUGGCCAACCUGCCCAACAUCACCUACUACUGGGUGCGGACAACAGAGAGUGAAGUAGAGAAUGUCGCCUUUGGGGAACUCACACUACAGAGCGCUUAUAGAAUCACAUAUGAGCCGAACGACGGCCGCUUCGACCUGUUGAUCACGAACGUGACUUACGAGCGUGACAAUGGAAAGUUCGAGUGCCGGGUGCGGCAGGGGGGCACCGGACGGCUGUUCCACACGCAGGCCCACAGGCUAGUGGUGCUGACGCAGCCAGGGCCCCCCACCGUGGCCCCUGGGCACCAGGUCCUCGCGCAAGAGGGCCGCGAACUCAAACUGACUUGCUCCAGCGUUGGCGGAUCGCCCGAACCCUCCAUCGAAUGGUUACGGGAGGGAUCCACGUACCCGUUGGACGCUGAAGUGGUGCAUGGGAAGACCAGGGAGAUUCCGUCAGUGGCCACCUUGACCUUCACUCCGGCUCGCGAGGAUGAUGGGGCCACCUUCCGGUGUAUCGUCAAGAAUCGCGCCAUGCCAGAGGGGCAGCAGCUCGAUGCGAUUGUCGAUCUCAGCGUCAACUACUACCCUCGCGUGGAAGUUGGCCCUGACAAUCCUCUUCGGGUGGAAAUCGAUGGCACUGCGACGAUGGAUUGCAAGGUGGACGCGAAGCCGCAAGUCAGCUCCGUGAAGUGGACUAGGAACGGCAAAUACAUAUCCAACUCCUUCACUCACUCCAUCCCCGGCGUCACCAGCCAGGACGCUGGCAAGUACACCUGCACAGCCGACAACGGUCUCGGCAGACCAGGCGAAAAGGAAGUCUACCUAGACGUCCUUUUUCCGCCGAGCGUGACCGUUGAGUCAAAAACGUAUGAGGCCGAAGAGGGUGGCAAUGUGGAGAUCCGUUGCGAAGUAUUCGCAAAUCCUGAACCUAUAUACAUUGAAUGGACCAUGGAAGGCAAGCCCGACUUUCAACAGAAAGGGAAUACGCUAGUAUUGAGGAAAGUUAACGCCGAUAUGGCCGGGACUUAUGUAUGUCGAGCGGCGAAUGUUAUAAAUUCAAGCAAUGGGAAGAGUGUAGAGCGUGCUAGCAGCGCGUCUGUGGCGGUGCUGGUGCGGCACAAGCCGGGGCGCGCGCGCAUCAGCCCCGACCGGCCCGUGGCGCAGGAGGGCACGGCCGUCACCCUCACCUGCAGCGCCAAGCCGCCCGGCUGGCCCGCGCCGCAGUUCCGCUGGUUCCGCGACAACGGCAACCCCGACGCCAAACCGGCCAUACUUGCUACCAGCAACCAGUACACCAUCCCGAGCGCCCAUCUCGGAAGUGAGGGCGUCUACCGCUGCCAAGCUACCAACGAGCUCGGACACGGCGAUCUCGCCUCCGUGACCCUCGAGGUCCAUCAACCGCCGCAUUUCCAGUCGAAACUUCCUCUUCACAUGACGAAGCGAUCUGGCGAAGAAGACUACUCCAUAUCUUGUAGUGCCCAAGGAAAACCGAGACCAAAUAUCAAGUGGUACAAAGAUAAUGCUGAAAUAAAACCCGAUGCGAAUUUGUAUGAGGUUAAGACUGAUUUCACGGAAGGCAGCAACGCCGUGUUCAACGUACAAUCAACGCUCAGGUUCAAUGGAAAGGCGAGAAGCAACUUAAAUGAUUUAAUACCUGAUGACAGGGGAACGUACACGUGUUCAUUUGAGAAUGAAGUUAAGAGAGUCGACUCAUCUAUGACGCUAAGAAUAGAACAUCCACCGCUCGCUAUAAAACAGCAAAAGAAAGUAGCAUACGACCUAAUGGAGACAGCCGAGAUUUCGUGCAGAGUUCUCUCGUUCCCAAAACCAGAAUUUCAAUGGCUGUAUGGCUCUAGUACUUCUCCACUGCAAAUGUCAUCCGAUGGUCACUACGACAUCAAUACCACGACGAACAACAACGAUUCGUACUACAGCGUGUUGAGGAUAAAGAACAUUAGUCCGAGGGAUUACGGAGACUAUUACUGUAAAGUUACAAAUGCGCUAGGCAGCAUUAAGCCGCAGAUUAGGUUACAGCCGAAAGGCGCUCCGGAAUCGCCUAAAUUGCUGUCCGUACAGAAGGUGGGGCCUUCGUAUGUGACAUUGAAAUGGGAGGCAGGGUUUAACGGGGGCUUGUCGAGCACGAAGUACUUCGUGUUGUAUAGACGCGUGGGCAGGAGCGCGGCGGGCGGCGAGCGCUGCGGCAGCGAGCGUGCCGGAGACCAUGAUUGGAUGGAGUACGACUGCGGACGCAUCAACCCCUGUAACGUCACACGCCUCGAGCAAUACAGCUCCUACACCUUCAAGGUGAAAGCGGUGAACACGAAGGGCCAGAGCAACUAUUCUAAUGAGAUCACCGUGACGACCAAAGUGGACGAGAUACCGCCUCCAGAGCAAGUGACUUACGACCCGGCUACUAAGACUGUGGUGUUCACUGCUGGACCCACUUGCCUCUCCCUCAUUGGGGUCGCCGAGGGUCUUGGAGCUGUUGGAGGAUGGCAGGUGGUGGACACGAUACCUCUCCAGCUGUCCGGAACGUCAUCCACGAUUCAGGACAAGGUGCUAGACCCACCUAAAUCCAGCAGGUCCACUGGCCGCCACUUCGCCGAGCCGCCUCUAGACGACCUCAAUCCUCGCCUGAAGGUCAAACUGUGUCUUCUACCUGGUCAAGAAAUCUGCAGCAACUACACUGAAGCGGAGAUCGGCACAUCAUACACGAAAGACGCGGCGGCGUUGACGACCGCGACGCUGAUCGCCAUCGUGGUCUCCUGCCUGGUCUUCCUGCUGUUCCUCAGCCUACUAUUCAUAUUCUGCCGCUGUAAACGCAACGAAAAUGUCAAAGAGACCUCCAAGGACUACGAAAUGGACUCAAUGAGACCGCCUAUGUCGCCGCAAAACCAAGCGCCGCCUCCUUACUACCCCAGUACGGGCAUGGAGAACAAAGCUCUGGAACAUUCCAUGGAUUUGGCCUUAGAAGACUCGAAAAACGCGGUGUACGCCACCCAAGGCGGCUACGGGUACCACGUCGCACCACACGCCCAAGGACAUCCAACCCAAAACAUGCCCAGCUCAGAAUGGGUGAACAUGGGAUACAUAGAGAACAGUUAUACGAAUAGUAACAACGGGGGGAGUGUGAACUCUCAGGACUCUUUGUGGCAAAUGAAGAUGGCUGCGGCGAAUAACGCAGCGGGUAUGCCGGCGCACCAGAUUAUGGACAGACAGAGUAAUUAUGGGUACGACCCGAUAACUCACGGGGGUUAUGGUACCAUAGACGACUACGCCCCGUAUCCGCACCUACCGCACCAGCAACCGCCGCCUGGAGACUACAACCUGCGAGGCAGCCAGAACCCCUCACGACAAGAGUACUGCUCCGACCCCUAUGCCUCCGUCCACAAGCCCAAGAAACGCAUGGACCAACAUAUUGAAUCUCCGUACCAUGAAGUAAGCGGGCUGCCGGAGGCGUACGGCGGGGGCGGCGAGGAGGUGGGAGGUGAAGACAAGCCGCCGCACCUGUCCCUCAGCUAUGACGAGUCCCUAGAGUCAGGAUACUCCACGCCCAAUUCCCGCGCUCGCCGCGUCAUCCGAGAGAUCAUCGUAUGAACGUUCACCACUGAUACUCACUACAGGGCCUAGUGUCGAGGUUCUAGUCCGUUCGGAACGUCAAAUUUGAAAUCAUGACGUCAUAAUUUUUAUAUUAAUUCGUUUUAUAUUCAAAAUCAGGAUUUAGAAUAACAGAUUUCAAAAUCGAGAACUAGAACUUCGGCACUGCUCAGUAUUGGACCAAGUCACUGCCGCUAAAGUACAACACAGGUAGGUCCUUGUUGUUGAAUUCUCGAUUCAGUAAUGAGUGGUCCUAGGUUUCAACUUCUUCAACGCUUAUUUUAAGCUGAUUUGCAGCUGUCCUAAACACUAUUAUGUUAUGACUGGUUUUUAUAGAGCGACUGCAUAUUUAGUGCAAAUGCUUUGAUUCAAACAGAGCAGGCUUUCGUUUGUACAUUACUUUUACAUUUGACUUUAAACCUCUUUACAAAGUGGAAGCUUUUUGAUUUCGAGGACUUAUUUAUGGAGGGAUAUGAUUGCACGUCUAUUGAAGAAGAGUAUGUAUACAAUGAUAUAUUGUUUAUUUUAGAAAAAAAAAAACAAUACGGCUUCGAUUUUUUUAUAGGUAAUCAAGAAAUAGUGUAAAUAAAACUCAGUUAUAGUCGUCUCGACAACAAAGCGACUGUAAAUAAAUGAUUUGAAAUUUUACAAGGCAUCUCGUCCACUUUUUUGUAUUGCUUACCUUACUUUAAGUAUGAUCUGAUAUGGGUACUUAAAGUAAGGUGCGAGGGUUGUAAAAUCAUCGAAAACCUAACGUUGUGAUUGUUAUGUCAAUUGUGAUAGUAGCAUGAGUGUCCCGGUGUGGACCAGAGAUUUGAGUGUGAGCAGUGGUUUGUGGGCAUAUAUUAUAAAUAAUAAAGAGAGUGGAGUUGCCGUUACGAGUAAAACGUUACAAAUAGCAGCAACUAUAAUAGACAACAACAACUUCAGUUGCUACACAUUUGAGUAGCAGCGCUCUGAACAUAACUAAUGCAUUUAGGUUCCAUUGACCAAAAAUAAACCAGCAGCAUUAAACAGAUAAGCACGAAUAUAAUAGGCAGAUAUAAUACGUUGGCCAUAAUUAAUUCGUUAUAAUAUCGAGAAAAUUUGAACCCCUGCUAUGUGAAGUUGAUAUCCCCACGGGCCGCUCGCUCGCACAGAGUUGUUGUACUCGUUAAAUAUUAAUGAAACGUUGAUCACAGUUCGUAAAAUGUUAUUCAUAUUAAAUAUUAGCUACUAAGUAUAUUUUAAAUGUCUCUAUUAAGACAUCACAUUCUUUAACUGACAAUUGGAGGUUGUAUUGAGGUACAUUUUUACCUCCCUUUAUCCUAGUUGUAAGUUGUAUAUGUAUAUUAUAAUGCCUGUUAUUCUUCAUGUUUUGGAAGAUGAUUAACAGGAAUUUCGACUAAAUUCGUUAGAUAUUAAAUGUUUAUAUUGUAAGAAGUCGGGCUAGUAGUUGUUAGGCAAUAUGCAACUGCACAAGCCCGUCUGCGUCUCAACACAAAUUAUAAAUACGACGUAAAGCUAGUUAAGGAGUAAGAGAUACCGCACUGAGCACACUUUGGCAUAAAAGUGGAUCAUGUUGUACAUAGAACGAUGCACAAUACUGAGGAGUUGUAGGACCGCGUCUUAAGAAUAAUAUUUCAUCAUCACAUCUCGUUCAUUCGUCUGACUAGAUAGUAAAUCCUGUGCAAACAUAACUAGGUAUCUUUCGUAUCCAAUUAGCGAACAAAAUUUGCAGAGCGACGGGUCUUGCAAAACUCGAGCAAUAUUUUUAUAGCGUCCUAUUAGAGGCCAUACUCAGUUAACAGUUUACAUUUUACUGUCUUCAUUGAUUCAACCAUUCAUAGCCAUAAAUACUGAGUUAAUGCUACACUUUUAUCUCGGCUGACUUUCUUCUUUCACUCUAUUUAAGCCUAUGAUUGGUUGAAAUGUGAGAUACGUUAUUCAUAGAAAGUUGAGUACCGUCUCUAGGUUUUAAUUGUAUUCUUUAUCUAUGCGUGCGACUUACCUCUGACACAUCCUACGACAAUAUUGACCUUCGUUUAUGAAUAAAGUUCGCAUUUAUUAGCAUUUAGGUAGAUCAAUAUUGUAUUACUGGAACUAUUUCUCAGCAUUCGAGGUAGAAUACUAUGUCUGGCGUGAGAAUGUUUACAAGUCGCUGCACAUUGACAAUGAACCGAGACAUCCUGGAGUGGUUAGUAGAGAAUUUUUAGAAUUUAAGUUGUUUUCAGAGAGAGGUGUUUGGCUGGUUGCCGGCCAGCGAUGCGUUCGGAAAAGCAUCAGCGUUUUCAUUUCAUAGGUGUCGGCGCACUUUCCAAACACUAAACGCGUCGCUCUGAAAUCACCCCUACGAAUUUUCAAUCAUGAUAAAUUUCUCGGAGGCUAGUCGUACGUUUUAAAACACGAUCUGAAAGCUGUAAAUGUUAAACACUGGCUCUCAGUGUGGGUUCUCAAAAAAGAGCUUAAAAUUGAAAUUUACGGAGUAUAUUACGAAUAGAGGAAGACUGUUGUAGAUAUAAUUGAAAUUGGCAAUUUUAUAAUUUUCUCGAUCCUUCAACAAUUCCUUUCAUUGUUACAGUAAAAGGUUUCUUCAAUUAUAGUAUAAUAAAUUCGCGAAAGAAGUUCUGCGAAUAAAUAUGGCUAUUGUUUUAACAUUAUAUUCCUCUGCAAGAUUUUAAAGAAGUAUUAAAAAGUGCUUUUUAUAAAGUAUAUUUUGUUUAUAAACACCGGUAUAAUUCUGCUGAAACAACUAGGUAAUAGGAUUCGCGACAGUCAUGUGUCAGUGGAGCAGGUUUAAUGUACAUUAGCAUACCAACUGGAUUACUCCGCCCCAGCCCUAGCCGGUUGCGCCAUUACCAACCGCUAAUGAAUGCACGAAUACACCUAAUCUCAUCAUUAACAGAAACACGUUAACGAACACACCAAUAAUCAAACAAUGUUUUGUAUUAUGCAAGAAUCUUAUUCCGUAUAUUUUAUUCUGUUUACAAAAUGUUCGUAGUACUGAUAUUAGAACGUACAAAGAACGUAAAUCCCCCGUCAGUGCCCGAUUAGACAUUUUUUUCUCAAUCUUACACAGUACACAGUUACAUUAUUUCAGCAUUUCAUCCGGAUUAUCUUUCAAAUACGUCGAGGAGGAGUAAAUCCCGCUUUUGUAUGUUUAAUUUAAGGCAUUUGUAGGCACAAGGCCUUCAAAGAAACGAGAUAAAUAAAAAGAGUGACGUUAUGAUGAAAUUUGUAAUGCGUAUAAUCUAAUCAUGGAUAUUUUCUUGCAUUAUUACUUUUGUAAUAUGCGACAACUUACAUUAAAACAGUAAUAAUACACAAAAAAGUAUGUUUUGCUUCAAAAUUAGUUUCAUAAACACCAACUAAAACUAAUUCCAAAACUACUGUGAAAUUUUGGUGUGCGUGGAAGGGAUUUUAAUUUAGGUAUAUUGUCCGCGCGAGUGCUCCGUUGUAAAGUGACCUCUGAUCCUUUCUGAAAGUUCAGCUAAGUUGCUUUUGUGAUUGUCACCGCCGGUCAGUUCCCAGCCUCUCAUUAGUGUACUGACAAUGUCAGCAAUUUACCCUUUCCAAAUUCCAAACUCAAAAUUUCUUACAUUACACAUUAUUUCCUACAUUAUAAAUUUAUUCAGCUGGCCGGCUUAUGAAACGUCCAGAUUAUCAUCAUUAUAAAUUAAAAUCAUAAUUACCUAUUUCAAUUUAAUUGUAGUUUCAUUUAAAAUUAACGUUAUUAAUUUACCUGUUUAUAUCGCUUAUGUAACUAAUUUCAUAGGAAUAUAUUGGUUUCGCUUUAUAUUUAUGUUUCUGACAACGAAUUUUGAAUCGAUUAGGCUCAUACUAACCUACUUUAUUUCUCACAUUGCUAUAAGUGACUGAGUGCCAUUUUUCUUAGCUAUCGUGGAUUCUUGCUUCAGUAAAAUGAAAUGUUAUGGUAACUUUACAAUUAGGUAACUUUAAGUUUAUCUUUAAGAUGUACAUCCGUCACAAAUAUACUCUUCAAGGAAUUUAUUUGCAAAAGCAAAACGACAUUCAUAUCGUUGUUUUAUAGAAUUUUAGAAUAAAUAAGUUAACUCCUUAAAUUGAUCUCAAUACUCAGUUCAUUUCCUUCCACACCACACACACAUACACACACAUCUUAACAUGACAGAUAAGGUUACGUUCCGCGAUUAUUGAAUUUCGAUUUGUCACGAAUUUAUAUUGACUACGGGAAUUAACAUUUAUAAAACUCCAGGUUCAGAAAGCGUAUGUUUGCUCCAAAUAUUGAAGCUGAAUAAAACACAUUAGCAAUUGAAAGUCAGUUUGAAACCCGAGCUAAUUUAAUUAAAAAAUCGUAAAGGAAUAAAAUUGUUUUAGCACAAAAUUUCACCGUACAGCUGCUAUUCUUAUUCCGGUCUCACUUUCAAACUUCUAAAUGAGCGCUUUCCUACAACAUUUGCGGAAGUUUUGGCAUAUAAUAUGUGAAGUAAAAAAAACGUUAAGUCUCUAUAGGCAAAUUAAACAAACAUAAUUAGGAAACUAAUAAUAAUCUUCUAACUGCUGUCAGUAAACAAUUUAAUUCUUGUAAAAACGAAACAUUUUUAAAGGACUUAGUCAUAAUAAGUGUUUUCAGCAAAUAAGUAUUAUAUUUACGAGCACCUGGAACUUACCCAUGGGAUUUUUUCUCGUACAUACGGUUUUCAUAAUUCUGUUCCAUUUAUCAAUAUUUACUACCUGCUUAGCUAAUUCAACACAAUAUUGUCAGAGACUAGUUAAUUUUACGCAUUUUAUAUACUCAUAUUAUAUAUUUUUGAAUACUCAAUCGAAUAUUACCGUAUUAUUAAUAAUAUUAUUGCCACUACAGUUUUUGCUUUUGAACGUUUUUCUCACCUGAUUUAGAUAUGACUAGGUAAGUAUUCAUACCACCUUCAACUGCUUACCUCUAACAAAGUGCCAAAUCACGGACCACUCAGCCUUUUCAAUUAAAUUUCUCUUAACUCCCUCCGUAGAAUUAUUUAUUACACGAACUACGACAGGACCCGUAAAUAUACCUUUUCAUUUUAAACAUUUAUUAUUGACUGAAUAUAGCUUAAAUAACAAACAUUUAUAUACGGUAGACAGGAAAAUGUGAGCUCCACGAAUUUAAUAUCACCCGGGAGAAAUAUAUUUGGUUAUUAUUCAAUAUCGCUUGAAGGUAUGCUUCAACUUCAAAUACUGAACUAUAACAUUUUAGUAUAAUAUUUCAUGGCACUAGAACAUGGCUAUAUUUUUUCAUAACUUGCCUAUCACACAACCUAAUCGUUCCUCUAACAUUUACGUGCCUCCAAAAGUUCACAUUUAUUAGCAUUAAAAUAAGAAAUGGGCCCACCUUUUAUUAUAGUGAUUAAAUUAUGUAUUUCCAACUCAUGUAGGAUAGGUUAAAUGAAAAUUUCAAUUACGAUACUAAGUGCUUGCAAUGAGCAGAUAUAUUUUUACAGUAACGAAUCUAAAGUUAUAUUUAGGCUGACAUUUGUUAUCGAGAUCGUUUGACUGCGUACAAUCUUUUUCAUGUAACAGGUUGUCAUUCGUUAUAUUCUAAUUUACGAAUUUAUCGAUCGUUUUUAUAUUUUUGACUCAAGUGUCGCGGUUGCGAUUAUGAACUUCUUAUGCAAUGACAUCUUUACCUAAUAUUUUUUAGGAAAUGUAUAUUCUUUAGUUAAUUGAUGUAUCUUAUACUAGGUAUAUCGAUUUUCGCUCCUGAUGGCAUUGCAGCACCUCUAUUGCUAUUUUAAUUAAGAUCAGAUUGGUUUAUUAGAAUCCGCCGCGGAGCUACCACGAGCGAAAACUUUCAAUUAAAGUGUAGUUAAUCAAUGAAAAUUAAAUUUUAUUGAGGUAGUGUCGACUCCGCGGCCGCGUUAUGUGGAAGAAAACAGAUAUUAAAGUAUUACUGUCCUGGGAGGUUAAAAUUGCCACAUCCAAGCAAUUCAUCUAAAAAAGCAAUAUUGCAAUUUGACAUUUGCGCAUAUGAAAGUAAGUAUUUCAAACAGCAAUAUCGCUUUCUUAGGUGAAUUGCUUCGAUGUGGCCAUUAUAACCCCCCUGUUCUUUUCCGUACAUAUUUGUAACAUACUCGACCACAGCGAAUCGACACAACCCCGAUUUUUAAUACUGAUUUGUGUAGCUACUCAUUUCUAAUUAGUCGAUGUUAUUUUGUAUAUUUUUUUACAAACGUAGUUGUAAUCUUAAAGUACUUAAUCAUAGAAUUUAAAGAAAGUGAAUAGGCCAUAUUAUAGAUGUAAGUUAUCUGUAACCAAGACAUUUGUUAAAGCAACAAAUUGAAUGUAUUUGUGGAAUCAAUUGUAAAUAUUUAUGUAUGAUGGUCGUAAAAAUAAAUGGACUUUACCGUAA